Eimeria acervulina is the source of this 459-nucleotide messenger RNA. RefSeq lists its product as hypothetical. Bases 1 to 459 code for a protein of 152 amino acids. Lineage: Eukaryota; Apicomplexa; Conoidasida; Eucoccidiorida; Eimeriidae. The record is from RefSeq and is a predicted model, not a curated record. The transcript has a single exon.
AUGCGUGGAAGAAUAUGUAUUGUCACUUUACUAGCGUUGCUCUCAGCUGAAUGUUGUCUUUCGCUGUUGAUGAAGAGACCUGGAGGCACUGAGCCGGUGUCUGUGGAGUUAGCCGAAGAAGGCGUGGAGGCAGAAGCAGCUCCGCCUUCCUCUGCAUCUCGUUUUAUUGAACUUUCUCACAAAGCAAGAGCAAGAAAACGCUAUUCGCAUUGUCUAGAAGACGACUGCAGAUUCGCUGCACAGAGUGCGAAGACGAGAAAAACCAAAGAGCAGAAACUCAAAAAGAAAGCGAAAAAACUAGAAAAACAGGCGAAGGAAGAGAAGAAAAUAUAUCUAAAAAAUCAUACUGAGGCAGAAUAUGAUGUGCUUAAAUACCAGGCCAUUGUUGAGGCACUACAGAGGGAAAAUGCAGCAGCACCAGGAGGAGCAGAAGGAGGCGAGGAGCAGCAGCAAGGCUAA